Molecule: messenger RNA, 330 nt
Organism: Spathaspora passalidarum NRRL Y-27907
Lineage: Eukaryota; Fungi; Ascomycota; Pichiomycetes; Serinales; Debaryomycetaceae
Exons: 1
Coding region: 1-330 (109 amino acids)
Biological process (GO): mRNA splicing, via spliceosome
Cellular component (GO): U2 snRNP; catalytic step 2 spliceosome; precatalytic spliceosome
Molecular function (GO): RNA binding
Source: RefSeq, a predicted model, not a curated record
AUGUCUCGUGAGUUUCCAAUAGUUCUAGUCAAGAACUUACCAUACAAAGUAUCAACCUCAUCAAUGUAUGAAUUCUUUGGCCAAUUUGGCAACAUCAAUCAAAUUAGAAUAUCAAAUGAAGAAUCCACACAAGGAAGUUGUUUUAUUAUAUAUUCAAACUUGGCAAAUGCCAUCAGAGCAGCUAAUGAAUUGAAUGGGGUCAAUUUCCAAGGUAGAUACCUUGUAACUAGUCUAUACCCUGUUGAUAAGUCACUCAUAAACAAAGAAGAAAUGAUUUUACGUAAAGAGCAAUUGAGUCAAUUGAAACAACAGUAUAGUAUUCAGGAUUAA